CUUAUCAUUUUGAACGGGUAGAAAAGAAGCCUCGACACAUGUAGCUGCAAUAACCAGCCAACCAUCGAGUCUAGACUGCUAGAUUUUUGUCCGGACCGAGAUUAAUCUUUCCUCUAAACUUGGGAGAAGAUCCAGGGGCUGAUCUUUUCGCAAUGGCCAACGCUCCGACAAGCAAUGAUGCAUGUUUGAGCAUUGUCCAUUCACUGAUGUGUCACCGACAAGGAGGGGAGUCCGAAGCUUUUGCAAAAAGAGCUAUCGAGUCUCUAGUUAAGAAACUCAAGGAAAAAAAGGAUGAGCUAGACUCUUUGAUUACUGCUAUAACAUCUGCAGGAACCCACCCUUCUAAAUGCGUAACUAUCCAACGUACUUUAGAUGGAAGGUUGCAAGUUGCUGGACGAAAAGGUUUUCCACAUGUGAUCUAUGCUCGGAUAUGGCGUUGGCCUGACUUGCACAAAAACGAACUACGACACGUGAAAUACUGUCAAUUUGCCUUUGAUUUAAAAUGUGACAGUGUAUGUGUGAACCCUUUCCACUAUGAGAGAGUUGUAUCGCCAGAUAUCACUGGGCUAAGUCUUACAAGAAACUCAGAUUCGUCCUUCGGAGGCGGUGGACAAAGUGAGCCGGACUUUAGACAAGCCGUUGUACCCACUGCUCAUCACUUCCCUGGUGGACAAACAAUUCCUCCCCCAGUAGGACCCUCACAGGAUUUGUACCCUAUACAUGCCGCAGUCGAAAGUGGUGGUAUGGGACAUGCCUCACAAGCAGAAACUCCAGUUGGAGGACCAACACCGUCGGGCUGGAGUAGUCCCACGUCUGCAACCUUCACGCAGACAUCAGCUGCGCAGGGAUUCUGGUCACAACAAGAACCUGUUGAAGAUACAGGACCAAUAUCAAAACACCCUCCUCCUGAACACUGGUGCUCUAUAGCUUACUUUGAGCUGGAUCAGCAGGUCGGAGAAAUCUUCAAAGUUACUUCUAACUGUCCGUCCGUCACUGUUGAUGGUUAUGUUGAUCCAUCAGGAGGAAACAGGUUCUGUCUUGGACAGCUUUCUAAUGUUCAUCGGACUGAAGCCAGUGAAAGAGCUAGACUUCAUAUAGGUAAAGGAGUUCAGCUUGAUUUACGAGGUGAAGGUGAUGUCUGGGUACGCUGCCUCAGUGAACACAGUGUAUUCGUACAAAGCUAUUAUCUCGAUCGGGAAGCAGGCCGUUGCCCUGGUGAUGCAGUCCACAAGAUCUACCCUAGUGCUUAUAUAAAAGUAUUUGAUCUGCGUCAGUGUUAUCGACAGAUGAAACAGCAAGCACACUCAGCACAGGCUGCUGCUGCUGCACAGGCGGCUGCAGUAGUCAGCGGUGUAGGCCCAGGAGCUUUGCUUCCUCAAAUGGGACAAGUAAGUGUUGGGGUAGAUGACUUACGGCGGUUAUGUAUUUUACGACUUAGUUUUGUUAAGGGAUGGGGUCCGGAUUAUCCACGAAAAAGCAUUAAAGAAACGCCAUGUUGGAUUGAGAUCCAUCUUCAUCGAGCUUUACAACUGUUAGAUGAAAUCCUUAUAGGUAUGCCGAUUAAUGAACCAAGGCCGCAUGAUGCAUGACGCUAGUUCACUACAUAGAAAAAGUAUCUAUUGUAAUUCAUUUGCCAGUAUUACCUCGCAUGUGACGUCAAAGCUGCUCAACUUGGAGGACAAAACAAAAGAAUUUCAUUCUCAUGAGAAUUGGAAAUCCAUUGUUUUGCCUCCAAAUUGAGCUGCAUUAUGACAUACUGCAAGAGGUCUUUAAGAGUUUACUUCGAUGGUUAGUAAUAAGAAUGAUCAAGUUCUAUAUUCUCUUUGUCUUUUUAUUGAAAAUAUGGAGAUUUUUGCAGGAGAUUGUAGAAUUUGGUCAGACAUGGUAAGAAUGUCUCUUAAUUUCAUUGUGACUUUAAUAUCAAAGAUAAUGUAUCGUAUGGCUUUCAAUGGCUGUAACAACACGUUCAGUUAGUAAAACAGCAAAUUUCAUGCAGAUGUGAAAAAUUUACAGUAUGGAUAUGCCGUGAUUACUAGUUGGUGGGGUAGUACACUUGUCUCUAACCUCUGGAGUCUUGGUUUUGAUUUCUGAACUCUACAUCACUUGGUAUUAUGCUUUGUUACAGUGCGACUACUCCAACCAAAGCCACCUCGACAAAUUUUUCUAGUCACACUGUAAGUCUCUCGCUUAAAUUAAGGUUUUUUCAAGCCAGGUUUCCAGUAUCCUUCCCUCCRCAAAACCUAACAAGUUUACAAGUUGCAGCUUAUUCUUUGAGCUAUGCCUUGCCCUGAUCAGCCCAGAUUCUGUCUUAGGGUAUUGAUAAAAUUGAAUUUGAAGAGGUGUAGAAACCAGAUUUAUAACACAGUGCAUCUAUAUUGUAAAUUUUUUUUACAGCCAUAUGAGAUUUGCUCUAAGCUACAGUUAUCACAGCAUAACUAAUAAACAUAACAUUUCCUAAAAUUAUUUUUGAUAAUAUAAACUACAACACAGUGAAGUAAAUUUAGAUUUUAUGAAUAGAAAAUUGUAGAAAAUAAUUAUGAAAAUAUCUCAUGUAGUUGAUUGUAAGACUGUAUUAAUAUACAUGUUAAUAAUUAGUGGUUCUUUGAAUAAUGUGUGCAGAAUAAUGAAUGGAAUAGAGUGUAUUUUGUAUAGCUGACGUGAAAUGGCACCUAAAUGGUUUCCUACUUUCCAUUUGCUUGAACCAAUCAGAAACUUUAGCUUUCAGUUAAAAACAGUUCAGAAUGGAAUUUACCCUUCACUGACACUCAAUUGGCUUCCACUCAAAAACAGUUCAGUAGAAGAUUGGAAUUUACCUUUACUGACACUCAAUCGACUUCAGUUCUGAACUAAUCAAAAACAAUUCGGCAUAAGUUUUGGAAUUUACCCUUCACUGACACUCAAUUGGCUUCCACUCUGAACCAAUCAAAA
Actinia tenebrosa (Australian red waratah sea anemone) is the source of this 2928-nucleotide messenger RNA. RefSeq names its product SMAD family member 4. Lineage: Eukaryota; Metazoa; Cnidaria; Anthozoa; Actiniaria; Actiniidae. The record is from RefSeq and is a predicted model, not a curated record. Gene Ontology annotation, molecular function: DNA-binding transcription factor activity, RNA polymerase II-specific; I-SMAD binding; RNA polymerase II cis-regulatory region sequence-specific DNA binding. Gene Ontology annotation, cellular component: heteromeric SMAD protein complex. Gene Ontology annotation, biological process: BMP signaling pathway; cell differentiation; regulation of transcription by RNA polymerase II.